AUGGGAAAUGGAAGUUUAAACGAUUUGUAUAAUUCUAGCUUAAAGAAAAAUACAUCUGGGACCAAAGUGAAUGUUAAAACAGAAAAGGAUAAGACAGAAGAGUCAGUAAUGGGAAAUGGAAGUAUAAAAGAUAUAUAUAAUUCUAGCUUAAAAAAAAAUACAUCUGGGACCAAAGAGCAUGUUGACUCUGUGGUCGGUAGGCCAGAGAAUAAAGAAACGGGGAAAACGGAAAAUUCUGAUGUGCACAGUGCAGGUAAGAAAAAAGGAAGUUCCGGUAGUAAACUACAUCUGGAUUCCAAGAGGAAUAAAAAGAACAAUGUUAAAAGUGGAAGUAAUGAAAAGUUGCAGGAACAAAAUACUGGGACAAAAAAAAACGCAUCGGACGCUGAUCUGAAUGCUAGUGCGAAGAAUAAUAGGAAUCAUAGGAAGAAAAAGGGAAGCAAGACGAAACCACCUGAGAUCACGGAAGUGCAAAAGAAUUCAAUAGACGGUAAUAUCAAUGUUGAGGAAAAAGCGUAUAGAGCAGAAACGAAGAGUGCAAGGAAUGGGGAAAAUUCGACAGUGAGUAGUGUAUCAUUAAAAAAUAACUCAUCGAAUUAUAAAAAACAUGGUGAAUCGAAGGAAGCGAAGUCGAAGGAUAGGUCGAAUGAUAGAAAAAUGGAUACGUCUAAGAAUGAAGAAUUGGGAAGCGUUGUACCAGGUAGUAGCACAGUGGACAGUGAUUUAAGUCAGAAAUUGAAUAAUACCCAUGUAACUGCACCAGGGAAAAAAUAUAAAAAGAAAAAACCCUCGUCUGGGUAA
Plasmodium fragile is the source of this 801-nucleotide messenger RNA. RefSeq lists its product as uncharacterized. Lineage: Eukaryota; Apicomplexa; Aconoidasida; Haemosporida; Plasmodiidae. The record is from RefSeq and is a predicted model, not a curated record. The transcript has a single exon. Bases 1 to 801 code for a protein of 266 amino acids.